GCUGGAGAAGCUGCUGCUCAUACCCUGCUCAGCCCUGCCUGGAGCCUUGCUGUGGAGAUGAUACAAUUAAAGGAGUGGGAAAUGGAGCCACUGGUAUUGGAGAAAGGAGUAGAGGGAAGAAAUUAUCAGCAAAUAGGAUUGUCUUUUAUCCAGUGGUCUGAAGACUGAUGCUGUUUGGUCCACAGGAAGUAUUCAACAUUAGGUGACAUGUCUUCCACCAAACCUCCAAAGGAAAAUGAAACAUCCAAAGAGAGAAAACCAGGACUGAGGAGUGUUCAGACAACUUUGCUUUUCCGAGCUGUGAAUCCAGAGCUUUUCAUUAAACCUAACAAACCUGUGAUGGCAUUUGGACUGAUAGCAAUUAGCCUCUGUGUGGCCUACCUUGGUUAUUUGCAUGCAACAGCAGAGAAUAAGAAGGACCUCUACGAAGCAAUCGACAGUGAGGGGUCCAGGUACAUGAGGAGGAAAACUUCCAAGUGGGACUGAGAAUGUAAGAAAGGAAAUCAGUAAAUCACUCACAGAACUUUUCAAGGCAACUGCUGGUUUUUUUCUUUCCCUUGAAAUAAUGGACAAGUGUCUCUCUUGCUGUUUAAUCCGAUUUAGGUUCUUUUAUAAAAUGCUGUGCCUGUACAAAUAAACUGCAGUAAAGAUACAUGUGAAAAUAAAA
Prinia subflava (tawny-flanked prinia) is the source of this 667-nucleotide messenger RNA. It is a transcript of the gene SMIM8, whose product is annotated as small integral membrane protein 8. The transcript has 4 exons. NCBI's taxonomy places the organism in Eukaryota, Metazoa, Chordata, Aves, Passeriformes, Cisticolidae. Bases 208 to 486 code for a protein of 92 amino acids. The record is from RefSeq and is a predicted model, not a curated record.